AUGGCUCCCAUUCAUAAUCAGAACGAACACUCACUAUCAACCACUGGACAACUUGAACAUCUUGAAGGCCGAUCUCCCGACCGUGGACCUAUCUAUGAGCGCAGCCGCUUGGCAUUGGGGAUCGGACAGGCCCUUGCAGAUGUUAUCGCCGGCAUUUGCAGACUAGGCCAAGCUUAUCAAUGCUCAAAUAGUAUGACUGGAUCAGUAUGUGUUCAACUUGAUCUCAUUUUUGCUAACGUUGGUCUCAAAAUGCCUACACUGAUUCGGCUAUGUCGAGAAAAGCUGGCUAAAGUGUGUUAA
Messenger RNA from Protopolystoma xenopodis, 300 nucleotides. The record is from the annotation of a GenBank genome assembly. NCBI's taxonomy places the organism in Eukaryota, Metazoa, Platyhelminthes, Monogenea, Polystomatidea, Polystomatidae.